This is a messenger RNA of Monomorium pharaonis (pharaoh ant), 4727 nucleotides long. It is a transcript of the gene Polr3A, whose product is annotated as DNA-directed RNA polymerase III subunit RPC1. Gene Ontology annotation, molecular function: DNA binding; DNA-directed RNA polymerase activity. The transcript is spliced from 23 exons. The record is from RefSeq and is a predicted model, not a curated record. The coding region runs from base 537 to 4727 and encodes 1396 amino acids. Gene Ontology annotation, biological process: DNA-templated transcription. NCBI's taxonomy places the organism in Eukaryota, Metazoa, Arthropoda, Insecta, Hymenoptera, Formicidae.
GAGAUCGCUGCGGACUUUAUGAAAGCAAUCGAUAACGCCAGAAAAAACGUUAAACUCGCAAUGAAAAUUCCGACGAAGACGACCACCUCUCCGGUCAAGGAGAUCGAGAUCGUCUACGAAGCGAAGGCUACUCCGGAGGAGAAGCUGCAGAGGGUGUAGGGAACCGAGUAUAGUGCUAGAUCCAGACGUCACUGGACAAGACUCGUCGAAAGUUGGCUGCUGCUGCUGCGCCGCGAGCAGGUGUUGUCUGCAACUUCCUAAUCACCCUCAACGUGAAGUUCCAUCCGCUUUCCGUUGAACCAGACUUGGACAUACCGGAUGUGAAUCGGUAUGAACUAUAGCAGUGCAGGAAUAAAAAAUAAACCUCAUACUGAACAAGAGCCGUGCGCCGAACAGGUAGUUAAAUUCAAAUCGCCCGACUUGGCCCACCAGUUCAAGGCACACAUCGAUAAUAUUCUGCAAGAAUUACGCGAGAAGAGAACUGCCAAAGGAAUUGUCACUACAGCUGUUGGCGUUGACGCCAGUAAAGAAACGCCAUGGUGAAGGAACAAUUCAGGGAGACGAAUAUCGCCAGCAAAGUCUCCCAUAUAUCUUUUGGAGUGGACAGCACGCUUGACAUGACUAUGCAGGCCAACGUGCAAGUGGUCCAUAGAGAAUUAUACUACGAAGAUUCAACACGUACUCCGUUUCCACAUGGAGCACUCGACAAACGCAUGGGAGUGAGUUCCAUGGGAGCAGACUGUGAAACGUGUGGUAAAAAGCUGAGUGACUGCGUAGGACACUUUGGAUAUUUGGAUCUAGAAUUACCAGUCUUUCACAUUGGCUACUUUAAAUCAAUCAUUCAGAUUUUGCAAACAAUUUGCAAGAGAUGCGCUCAUGUUUUACUAACACGUGAGGAAAGAAAAUUUUAUCUACGCAAAAUAGAAAAUCCAAAUUUGGGAUAUUUAAUACGUAAGGCAUUACGCAAACAAAUCUGGGAGAGAGCUAGGAAAAAAACGGAAUGUCCAAAUUGCAAGUCAUACAACGGACCCGUGAAAAAGGCUGGUUUUCUCAAAAUUGUACAUGAGCAAUAUAAGAACUUAAAGAAAACGGAUCCUAUUAUUCAAGAGAAAUUAACUGACUUGGGUCCAAAGAUGGCACGUGACAAAGAAUAUAAGAAUUUAAUAGAGCAAAACUACAGAUGUCUAUUUGAUCAAUAUCUGUAUCCAAACAUGGUUCAAGAACUUUUCAAUAGAAUUCCAACAGGCGAUAGGUAUCUUUUGUUAAUGAAUCCCGAGCGCGCUUCACCAGUAGAUUUAAUACUGACGAGGAUCCCCGUACCGCCAGUUUGUAUUAGACCUAGCGUUGUAUCCGACCUGAAAGAUGGCACAAAUGAAGAUUAUCUGACAAUGAAAAUAUCAGAAUUAACUAUAAUUAAUGAGUAUAUUCGCAAUAGAGGUACUAACAUGGAAAAUUGGGAUUAUCUUCAACUCCACUGUGGUCUUUACAUUAAUAGUGAAAUAUCUGGAAUACCUCACAACAUGCUACCUAAAAAGUCUGGUAGAGGUAUAGUACAAAGACUCAAAGGAAAACGAGGUCGUUUUCGAGGUAAUUUGUCUGGUAAACGUGUCGAUUUUACUUCUCGCACAGUAAUUUCGCCCGAUCCAAAUCUUAGAAUAGAUCAAGUUGGUGUACCUGUACAUAUUGCAAAGAUUUUAACAUAUCCUGAAAGGGUCAUUCCGUCAAAUUUAGAACUAAUGCGACAAUUAGUUAGAAAUGGUCCAGACAUACAUCCUGGAGCAAACUAUGUGCAAUAUAAGAGCUCGCAAAAUAGGCGAUAUCUUAAAUAUGGCGAUCGAAAUAAAGUUGCCCAUGACUUAGAGCCCGGCGAUAUUGUCGAAAGGCACCUCAAAGACGAUGACUUAGUGCUGUUCAAUCGGCAACCGUCUUUGCACAAAUUAAGCAUAAUGACACACAGAGCCAAGAUAUUGGAGCAUCGAACGUUUAGAUUCAAUGAAUGCGUUUGUACACCCUACAAUGCCGAUUUUGAUGGGGAUGAAAUGAAUCUCCAUUGUCCACAGACUGAAGAAGCCAGAGCGGAAGCGUUAAUUUUGCUAGCAAAUAAGUCCAACCUGGUCACACCUCGUAAUGGUGAAUUAUUGAUAGCAGCAACUCAGGACUUUAUUACCGGUGCUUAUCUUUUAACUCAGAAGGACACAUUUCUUCAGAUAGAGCAGGCUAGAUUAGCUCUUUGCCUCUUAGCCGGCCCGGACGCUUCUACAGUCGUAACUCUUCCUCCACCUGCGAUAAUAAAGCCGGCGAGAUUGUGGACUGGCAAACAAAUAUUUAGUUUAAUUAUACGACCGAAUCCGGAAUGUCCUGUCAAAGCAAAUCUAAAGACGAAGGGUAAGGCGUAUACCGAAAACGAGGAACUCUGCAUUAAUGACGCCUAUGUUAUCAUUCGUAAUUCAGAGCUUCUAGCGGGAACAAUGGAUAAAUCGGUAUUGGGUUCAGGAUCAAAACAAAAUAUAUUUUAUGUUCUACUACGCGAUUGGGGUGAAGAUGUAGCAAUCACAGCUAUGUGGCGUUUAACCAGAAUAACGAACCAUUUUAAUUUUGAGAGAGGAAUAUCUCUCGGUAUUGGUGAUCUUAUACCUAGUCAAGGUCUUCUUAAAUCCAAGGAAGCGCUGUUACAAGAACAUUACGGUAAAUGCAGAGGUUACAUUAAACAAAUGGAAGAAGGCCGUCUUGUCUGUCAACCUGGAUGUUCAGAAGAGGAAACAUUAGAAUCGAAAAUAUUAAACGAACUUUCAGUAAUCCGCGAGCUUGUUGGUAAAGAUUGCUUGAAAGAAUUGCAUCGCACUAAUACUCCUCUUAUUAUGGCACUUUGCGGUAGUAAGGGUAGUUUUAUCAACAUCUCUCAAAUGAUUGCUUGUGUAGGUCAACAAGCUAUCAACGGACGUAGAGUGCCUGAUGGAUUCGAAAAUCGUGCAUUACCUCACGUUUUAGCACGAUUAAAAACACCGGAUGCUAAAGGUUUUGUGGAAAAUUCAUUUUAUUCUGGAUUAGUGUCUAAGGAAUUCUACUUUCAUGCAAUGGGCGGUCGAGAGGGUCUCACAGAUACCGCUGUAAAAACUGCAGAGACUGGAUAUAUGCAAAGACGAUUGAUUAAGAGCUUAGAAGAUUUGUGUAUCCAUUACGACAUGACAGUGCGUAAUUCGAUGCACGAUAUCGUACAGGUUCCAUAUGGCGGAGAUGGAUUGGAUCCUACGUACAUGGAGGGUAAAGAUUGUCCCGUGGAUUAUGUCAGAGUGUACGAUCAUGUGAGAGCGAAAAUGCCUCAUAAAACCGAAGAACCUUUAAGUGCUGCUAACGUAAGGAACGCCACAAAGGAAAUGCUAUCAUCCGAGGAAUACGAUUGUCUCAGUGAUGAAUUUAAAAAGGCAUUGACCACAUUUUUAUACGAUUCUGUGGCGACAAAAAUAGCGCAUUAUCGGAAAAAUUUUAAAUCGGAUGCACCAGUGGUCUCGCAACUGGAACGUUUCACCGUCUCGCAGUUGGUAGAAUUUAUUCACACUUGCAAGGAGAAAUACAUGAGAGCUAAGAUAGAACCGGGUACUGCUGUAGGCGCACUCGCUGCUCAAAGUAUUGGCGAGCCGGGAACUCAAAUGACACUCAAAACGUUUCAUUUCGCUGGUGUAGCAUCCAUGAACAUCACGCAGGGUGUACCGCGUAUUAAAGAAAUUAUUAACGCGAGUCCGAAGAUCAGUACUCCCAUUAUAACAGCGACAUUGAUCAAUCAAGAGGAUCCUGAGUUUGCCGAGAAAGUAAAAGCACGAAUCGAGAAAACAACUCUGGGAGAUGUAGCUAAAUAUAUCGAAGAAAUAUAUUUGCCCAGGGAUCACUUUCUUAAAAUAAAGUUAGAUACUGAUAGGAUUAAAUUGUUAAAAUUAGAAAUUGAUCUUCAGCAUAUAAAGAAAAAACUCAUUGCUUCAAAAUUGAAACUAACAGAGCAGAAUAUAACGGUAGAUAAAAUCGAAUCUACUAUUGAAAUUCGACCAAAUCGGCAAAGCAGUAAAGAUAAUUCAAAUUUUCCAUUUCGUCAAUUGACCGAGACCAUUCCAAAUAUUGUAGUAAAGGGCUUGCCAUCGGUCAAUAGAGUGGUUGUACAUAAUGAAAAUCUAGAUAAAACGAAUACAUAUAAGUUAUUUGUCGAAGGUGAUAAUUUCAGAGAAGUUAUGGCAACGCGUGGUAUUAACGGCGAAAAGACGACGUCAAAUAAUACUAUAGAAGUUUUCAAAACGCUCGGGAUAGAAGCAGCCAGAACAACCAUUAUGUUAGAAAUUAAAUCAGUAAUGGAAAAUCAUGGAAUCAGUAUUGAUCAUCGACAUUUAAUGCUCUUGGCAGAUUUAAUGACUGGCAGAGGAGAAGUGCUUGGUAUUACGAGGCAAGGUUUAGCAAAAAUGAAAGAAUCGGUUUUGAACUUGGCAUCGUUUGAGAAAACAGCAGAUCAUCUAUUUGAUGCGGCUUAUUACGGACAAAAAGACAUUAUUUGUGGCGUAUCGGAAUCAAUCAUAAUGGGCCUUCCAGUUCCAUUAGGCACGGGAAUCUUCAAAUUGCUUCAUAAGGCAGAUAAAGAUGAACCGCGUACUAGGAAACUACUAUUUGAUGAUCCACAAUUCCACAAGCCAUUCCGUCUUGGAAAACGACUUCAACGAGCACGACCGCGUCCAAUAUUGCAAACUUAG